AUGUCGCUGCUGGAACUUAUAUUCGGCGUGGGCAAAUCACCCAACGAUGGGACCCAGGAGGUCCCGCCGGAGGUGCUGUCCAAGGCAAUAGACCUCAAGAUAGAACAGGAACGCACGAAACAGCGAUACUACACGCUCGAGACGGCGAACAAAAACAUAGAACUGCUCAAGACCGCAACGGCAAGUGGCGUCCCACCCGAACAACUCGCACAGUUGCUUUCCCUGGGGGAGAAACCUUCGUCCACACAAGCGGCGCCGGUACCGGCACCUGCACCAUCUCGCUCGCCCGCACCUACACCAGCAGCCUCACAACAGCAGUACAAGUUCCCGCCAACGCCUGCUGCCACCGGUACAACCCCAGGUGCGGCGCCGUACCACCGUAGGACGAACUCGCCCGCCCGGAUUGGCGCACAGGCCGUCGCAUCGCUCUCGGACUCCAUCGUCAUUAAGGAGGAGGAACCGGCAGAACGGUCACCUCUUCGGGACAAACACACGAGAAACAUCUCACUUCCACCCAUGAACAAGUUCACAAAUCCGAACCUCUCCGCACAGGAUCCCAGUCCACACUCACCGCUGCGGUUCCCGCCGUUGGACUCCAUUGCAGCGGGGAGAACCGCGGUCCCCCCACAGCAGCAGCAGCAGUCGGCAGCAGCGGUCAGACACGGGAUCGUCGCAAAGAAGACACACAGGAGAACGAAAUCCGCUCUUGUUGCACCCUCCUUCGGUGUCAUUGACCUCAGCGUCAUCGAACAGGCAGAGAAACGCGCCACGCCGGCUCCAGUCCUCGCGCAAUCGUCCGCCCUCCAGGAAUGCAGCGACGAUACAUGCAGCGAGUCCAGUAGCAGAGGCGGCAACGGGUCCCCCGGCGUCGCAUUGGCAGCACAGUACCGCACGCGGCCAAACUCCGUUAACAGACUACUCAACAACUAUUGA
Messenger RNA from Huiozyma naganishii CBS 8797, 933 nucleotides. RefSeq names its product Bop3p (gene BOP3). The record is from RefSeq and is a predicted model, not a curated record. NCBI's taxonomy places the organism in Eukaryota, Fungi, Ascomycota, Saccharomycetes, Saccharomycetales, Saccharomycetaceae. The transcript has a single exon. Bases 1 to 933 code for a protein of 310 amino acids.